CGAAGUACUAAGUAACCAAACAAAAAAUGUCAAUUCAAGCAAAAUUUAUAAAACAAUAAUUUUUAAUUUGGGCAACAAAAGUUCAGGAGAAAAUAAUGAAAAAUUCAAACAGAAAUAUGCAGAAAAAAAUACAAAAAAUUCUAAUGUCAAGCCCAGAUCCCAUUUGAUUUUAUCAAUUUUAAAUGCUUUUAAUGUGGAAUAGAUUUUAUGCGAUUUUUAAUUCAUUUAUUAAAAAGGUAAAAUUAGCAAUGUGGGCUCUUUCAGCAACAUUUGUGAUUUUAAUGCUCAUGGUAAUGGAUAUUGGGUGUGACCAGGAUCGUUUUGUAGGUACCAGAAGAGCCAAGCUUGGACAAUUUCCUGCGAUUGUGGCAAUAGUGAAAAAAACAACGUCGGAAUUAUUUUGCGGUGGAACCUUGAUUAGACCGAAAUUCGUACUUUCUGCCGCACAUUGUUUCGCAGAGCGUAUUAUUUCUGAUGCGAUGGCAGUAAUAGGUGGGGUUAUAAAGUGGAAUUCGACUGCAGCACGGAGAAGGCGAAGAAUCGGAAUAUUAACAAUCAUCAUUCACCCCCACUAUAAUCCAAAGCAUUUAUUCUAUGACUACGCUGUUGCAGAGACGCAAACAUUUUCCUUUUUCCAGCUGGUAGUUCCGACGAAACAGACCAAACAUUUCCAUGCUAUUCAACUUGCAGAGAACAGACCCCCGGAAAACACUUCAUGUCAAAUUGCUGGGUGGGGAGUGUUGGAGGAGGAUUCAACAGAUGUCAGUGAAUAUCUGAUAUAUGCAGAAAUCCCCAUAGUUGGCCACGAUGAAUGUCAAACUGCAAUGCCAGUUAGCAUAUUGAAUGAUUCUACGUUAUGUGCAGGAGCGAUAGAGGGUGGACCGGAUGCAUGUUCGGGCGAUGCAGGCGGUCCCUUGGUUUGUAAUGGAUUACUUGCUGGUGUUAUAUCUUCGGGAAAGGGCUGUGCUAGAAAAGGUUACUUUGGGCAGUAUUCUGACGUAGCUGCUGCUUCAAAAUGGAUAAUUGAAAGUACACAAGAGCAGCGGUCUAAGGCUCCAGCAGUCUACAAAUUCGCAAGAAAGGAACCUCUAAAAGUAUACCAUGCCAUUGCGGCUGUUUUUUUAUUACUGUAGAUUAAGCCUAGGUUUAAAAAUGAUUUUUCUCAAAAUUGGUUUUAUAUACUUUUAUCUAUACUUUUACAAAUAAAUCCUUUUAUAUUCGCUUGA
Hermetia illucens (black soldier fly) is the source of this 1226-nucleotide messenger RNA. Its product is annotated as trypsin-3-like. NCBI's taxonomy places the organism in Eukaryota, Metazoa, Arthropoda, Insecta, Diptera, Stratiomyidae. The record is from RefSeq and is a predicted model, not a curated record. Bases 183 to 1133 code for a protein of 316 amino acids. The transcript has 7 exons. Gene Ontology annotation, biological process: proteolysis. Gene Ontology annotation, molecular function: serine-type endopeptidase activity.